CUGCUCUUAAAGCCUUCGGUUGUUUUGGGCUUCACUGAGGCAAUCCCCAAGGCCUAAGCUCAACACUAUCCCCACUGAGCUUGUAGCAUAGCCCUGGUUGCCAUGACAACUCCCGGAGGCCUCGGCCUUGCCUGACUCUAGGCCUGGGCGUGCAGUCGUAUGAUCGCCUCUUCGCCCUCGAGGAGCACCGCUCCCAUUUUACCUAGUCCAAAUCCCCUCCCGCCCCCAGUGGGUGAGAGAGCAGGUCCACCUUCGCGCUCCCCGCCCAUUCUCCUCCCUCCUCCUCCUCCCUCUCGCCGCCGCCGCAUCUACAAGCCUGAGGCUCGUUCCUAUGGCAACCGGCCUGCGCGUCCCGCUGGCCUGGGCGCGGCUGAAGCAGGCGGCGGCGGCAAAGACGACCACGGUGAAGGGGCGAUGACAGCGUCGGCCGGCGACCAACUCGAGCCCAGGGUGGGGGAUUCGGGAAGCCGGCCCUACACGGAGUACAAUGAAGGGGGUCAGCCUUGGAAGAAGUUUGUAUAUGUUGAACCACCCAGGAGAGUUAAGGAAGUACUAGAAGAAGAGCUUUAUUUCCAUAGAGAUGACUGCAGAGUCAAACACCCUUCAGAAGUGGCUCUGGAAAGAAUUUGGAGUUUGAGAAGGAAUUUCCCUGUGGGAGCCUUUCAGCCAACAUUGCAGAAUCCAAGCAGCUUGCUUUCCCAGCUCAAGUACUACUCUCGGCACACAGUAGUAAGAAGAUAGCGCCUCUGGAAAAUUGUGUGUCUUCUAAAGAAACUGGCAGAAGCAAGGCAAACCUAUGGUUGUUAUUUUUAUCCAAAUGCAGAGUACUAUAUUUUAGAUCUUGUACAAUACCCUGUAAAAUAAAUGUUGACACAGUGCAUCAA
Pogona vitticeps (central bearded dragon) is the source of this 884-nucleotide messenger RNA. RefSeq names its product chromosome 3 C11orf97 homolog (gene C3H11orf97). Gene Ontology annotation, cellular component: ciliary base. NCBI's taxonomy places the organism in Eukaryota, Metazoa, Chordata, Lepidosauria, Squamata, Agamidae. The record is from RefSeq and is a predicted model, not a curated record.